Messenger RNA from Lathyrus sativus (Indian pea), 1131 nucleotides. NCBI's taxonomy places the organism in Eukaryota, Viridiplantae, Streptophyta, Magnoliopsida, Fabales, Fabaceae. The record is from the annotation of a GenBank genome assembly.
AUGGAAUCAUCAACACAAAAAAACUCACUAGUUUCUCACUUUAGCCAUCCACAUCUUCUGCAACACACAACCACACCCUCUACAAAAAACAUAACCUGUUCAGGUUGCAACCAAACAAUCACACAUGAGCAACAUUACUACACCUGCAAAACAUGUCCAUUCUAUCUCCACAGCGUUUGUUACAAAACACCCUUAAUCACAAACCAUCCUUCGCAUCCAAAUCACGACCUCUUCCUCCUCGUAAUACCUUCAUCGGCCGCUACGAAAUCCACCUUCCACUGUAUGGCGUGUAAGCAACACGCCACUGGCUUCUGCUACCACUGCGCUGAAUGCAACAUCUUCUUUCAUUCUAUAUGUAUCACACUUCCUCUCUCAGUUUCUAUCGCGCAACAUCCACACAAAAUUAAGCUUGAGUUUGCUCCACCUUAUGAUUUCUUCUGUGAUCUAUGCGAUAAACCAAGUUACAAAGGGUGGCUCUAUAGGUGCAACAUGUGUGAAUUUGACAUACAUAUAGCUUGUGCAGUCAAGAAUAUUGGUGGUGGAGUUAGAAUUGAUGGUGCGGUUUCUGGAUGGAAUAAGAAAUUGUUUAGUCCAUUGAAAAAACAUAGUACAAGCAAUGGAAAAAAAGCUAUGAUUGUUGAACUUGGAUUGCAAGAAACAGAAGAAAUUACAACUACUCAUUCUAUUUCCUUAGAAAUUUUGGAAGGAAAAACUCCACUUCGCGAUAAAAUGACUCCUCUUUCUGAUGAUACAAGUCCACCAUUAUCAAGUAACCAAUUUAGCGACUCGUAUUUUUCAAUAGAUUUGAAUAAGUCUUAUUCGACAAAUCAUGACCGUAGAGGUCAGGUACGAAAAGAAGUUAAUAAUGAUUAUAUUAGCCAAAGUGUUGUAUCGAGCAAUUCAGGGCAAGGUGAUGAAGAAACAAACAAUGUAGUUAAUUAUUGGCUAAAAAAUCAUUCACAGAAGGAUAAGGUGAAUGCAGCAUUUGAAGAUUCAAGUCAAAAAGUUUUAGUGAAAAAUCCUAAAGAAAGAUUGGCUAAAUGGUCUGUUAAAGAUCAAACAACAAGUAGAGAUGAGGCAGAAAAGAAGAGCCAUUCAGGUUGGAAGAAGUUGCUAACUUGUUGCCUUUAG